Emys orbicularis (European pond turtle) is the source of this 669-nucleotide messenger RNA. It is a transcript of the gene TCF23, whose product is annotated as transcription factor 23. The transcript is spliced from 3 exons. The record is from RefSeq and is a predicted model, not a curated record. Gene Ontology annotation, biological process: regulation of transcription by RNA polymerase II; developmental process. Lineage: Eukaryota; Metazoa; Chordata; Testudines; Emydidae. Bases 1 to 669 code for a protein of 222 amino acids. Gene Ontology annotation, molecular function: protein dimerization activity; DNA-binding transcription factor activity, RNA polymerase II-specific; RNA polymerase II transcription regulatory region sequence-specific DNA binding.
AUGGCCGAGAGCACCUUUGCAGGGGCGGACGGGAAGCGAAUGGCUGGCCAGGGGCUGGAGACGGGCACCCCCAGGCCAGCCUCUGCCCUGGCUGGCAGGAAGAUGAGAGGCAGCCCAAGCACACCCAGGCUCCCGCCAGGCUGGAGGAGAGCAAGCCAGCGAGAGGUGGGCAGCAGCCAGGGAGCCAGCAACGCGCCCAGCCUAUGCCACAGCGUGACAGGGACCCUCCCAGCUGCAGGCAGGGGCCACGCCAGCUGUGCUCUGCCCAGAGGGAGCGCGGGGAAGCUGUGCCCCGAGAACGCAGCCCGGGAGCGCAGCCGCGUGCGGACCCUGCGCCAGGCCUUCCUGGCGCUCCAGGCAGCGCUGCCCUCGGUGCCGCCGGACACCAAGCUCUCCAAGCUGGACGUGCUCGUUCUGGCCACCAGCUACAUCGCCCACCUGACCCACACCUUGCACCAGGGCCAGCCGCCCCCCGAGGCAGCCCCACUGGCGAGGGCACCCAGCUUCCUACACCCCAUGAAGAAAUGGCCCAUGCGGUCCCGUCUCUACGCUGGAGCCUGGAGCGCGGAUGUGGCUGACGUGCCUGCAGCUGCCCCCGCAGCCCCAAGCAGCAAGAUGAGGAGGGGCUGUGAGGGGGGCAGCCCGGGGGCCGGCGGGGCAGCCCUGUGA